Molecule: messenger RNA, 969 nt
Organism: Owenia fusiformis
Lineage: Eukaryota; Metazoa; Annelida; Polychaeta; Sabellida; Oweniidae
Source: the annotation of a GenBank genome assembly
AACCUCAAGUCACCAAAAUGAAACAUUUGCAAUCAGUGAUGAUAUUGGUGAAGACCCAUAUUACUCAACACCAGCUACAGAUGUUUCACCAAGAAGCAUCACACUGAAUGGUGAGAAUGAGGAAGAUGGUUAUAAUAGAAUUCAAUUAAGUGUGACAAAAGAGAUACCCAAAGAUAGAGCACUUGAUGAGAACUAUUCUCAUAUAAGACAACAUGGUGAUAAUGAAGUUUACUAUUCAACCCCGUAUAAUGCUUCUGAAGGAAAUGGAGACGAAGUUGGAUCCUUAAACAAGAGUAAUGCAUACUCUUACGUUACAAAGUCAAGCAGGAGUUCCCCACCAAAGGGUGCUGUGCUAGAUGAAUCAAGCAGUAAGAGGGGUGUGUAUACUGAGGGAAAUAAAGAUAAUGAAUCAAAUGGUAAGGAGAUAGAGCUAAUAGAUAAUGAUGUCUAUUCAAUUGAGGUUAAACCUGAUACUGAGUAUGAAGCUUUGCCAGAUGAGGAAGGAAAUAAAGAUAAUGAUUCAAAUGGUAAAGAGAUUGAGCUGAUAAAUAAUGAUAUUUAUUCAAUGGAGGUUAAACAAGAUGAUCACGAAACUGUAACGAAGCAACCAUUUAAAGCCAGCAAGGAUGUCAGUGAAAUGUACACUAAAGUGGACAAAACAAAGAAUCCUAAAAUUUGAACAAUGACGUCCUCUAAGACCUCAUUCUAAGAAAGAGAAUUAUAAGCAAAUGCUCGCUCAAAAAUCAAACAGCAAUCCCUAUAUAGCUUACACAGACUAUGAUGUUUACAAUUGAAGUCGAACUGCAGUACAUUGCUAGUCUUAAGUCGUGUUUGAUACAUGAAUAUAUGAAAACAAUAUACUGUUAAGCAUGUUUUAUAUCUGGAUAUAUAAAAUAUUGAUAUCUACUAAAUUAUUUUCUAAAAUAUAUAAACACAAUAAACUGUAAAACAGAGUACUAUGUAAUCAAA